CUAGUGACUGCUGUGCCCUGACCAAGCUUCCUUUGAUAAGUGAGCAUUUCUGAGAGAGCUGAGGCUAGUGGUUCCUCCCUUCUUCCUACCGGUGCUUCCACUUGGUUUGACCUGGGCUGAAGUCUGAGGGGCAGCUCCUAAGUGUCUGAGUACCCUUAAGAACCUCUAGUGGUUUAUGAUCCAGACUUUGCCCCAUCAGAUCAGUCUUCUGAAAGAUUUUUCCCCUGGACUCUGCUCCACAUGCUUUAAAUUCAGGAGAGGAAAAUGUGUUGAGCCUGCCUGGAGGAAAGUAUUUGCUGCUAACCAAGAUCUCCUCAUCACAAAAUUAAUGUGGGCUAUGAAGCCAGGUCACCUCCUUUGGGCUUUGCUGUUCAUGCAAUCAUUGUGGCCCCAACUGACUGAUGGGAUCACUCGAGUCUACUACCUGGGUAUCCGGGAUGUGCAGUGGAACUAUGCUCCCAAGGGAAGAAAUGUCAUAACGAACCAGCCUCUGGAAAGUGACAUAGUGGCUUCCAGCUUCCUAAAGUCUGACAAGAACCGGAUAGGAAGAAUUUACAAGAAGACCAUUUAUAAAGAAUAUAAGGAUGACUCAUAUGUGGAUGAAGUGGCCCAGCCAGCCUGGUUGGGCUUUUUGGGGCCAGUCUUGCAGGCUGAGGUGGGAGAUGUCAUCCUUAUCCACUUGAAGAAUUUUGCCACUCGUCCCUAUACCAUUCAUCCCCAUGGCGUUUUCUAUGAGAAAGACUCUGAAGGCUCCCUAUACCCAGAUGGCACCUCUGGAAGGCUGAAAGCUGAUGACUCUGUUCUCCCAGGGAGCAGCCAUAUCUACAACUGGACCAUUCCAGAAGGCCAUGCACCCACCAAUGCUGACCCAGCAUGCCUCACCUGGAUCUACCAUUCUCAUGUAGAUGCUCCUCGAGACAUUGCUACUGGCCUCAUAGGGCCCCUCAUCACCUGUAAAAGAGGAGCCCUGGAUAGGAAAUCCCCUCCUCGGCGACAAGAUGUGGACCAUGAUUUCUUCCUGCUCUUCAGUGUGGUAGAUGAGAACCUAAGCUGGCAUCUUGAUGAGAACAUUGCCACUUACUGCUCAGAUCCUGCCUCAGUGGACAAAGAAGAUGAAGCCUUUCAGGAGAGCAACAGGAUGCAUGCAAUCAAUGGCUUUGUUUUUGGGAAUUUACCAGAGCUAAACAUGUGUGCACAGAAGCAUGUGGCCUGGCACUUGUUUGGCAUGGGCAAUGAAGUGGAUGUCCACACAGCUUUUUUCCAUGGACAGAUGUUGACCACCCGUGGGCACCGCACUGAUGUGGCUAACAUCUUUCCAGCCACUUUUGUGACUGCUGAGAUGGUGCCCCAAAAACCUGGUACCUGGUUAAUUAGUUGUCAAGUGAACAGUCACUUUCGAGAUGGCAUGCAGGCACUCUACAAGGUCAGGACUUGCUCCAUGGCCCCUUCUGUGGAAAAGCUCACAGGCAAAGUUCGGCAGUACUUCAUUGAGGCCCAUGAGAUUCAAUGGGACUAUGGCCCGAUGGGACAUGAUGGGAGUACUGGGAAGAGUUUGAGAGAGCCAGGCAGUGACUCAGAUAAGUUCUUCCAGAAGAGUUCCAGCCGAAUUGGGGGCACUUACUGGAAAGUCCGAUAUGAAGCCUUCCAUGAUGAGACAUUCCAGGAGAAGGUACAGGUGGAGGAAGAUAAGCAUCUUGGAAUCCUGGGGCCAGUGAUCCGGGCUGAGGUGGGGGACACUAUCCAGGUGGUCUUCUACAAUCGUGCCUCCCAACCAUUCAGUAUUCAGCCCCAUGGAGUCUUUUAUGAAAAAGAUUAUGAGGGCACUGUGUACAAUAAUGAGUCAUCUCACCCUGGCUUGGUGGCCAAGUCCUUUGAGAAAGUAACAUACCGCUGGACAGUCCCUCCCCAUGCUGGUCCUACUUCUCAGGAUCCUGCUUGUCUCACAUGGAUGUAUUUCUCUGCUGUAGAUCCCAUUAGAGAUACAAAUUCUGGCCUAGUGGGCCCUCUACUGGUGUGCAAGGCUGGCGCCUUGGGUACAGAUGGCAAGCAGAAAGGAGUGGAUAAAGAAUUCUUUCUCCUUUUCACGGUGUUGGAUGAAAACAAGAGCUGGUACAGCAAAGACAAUCAAGCAACUGCUAUGUUGGAUUUCCGACUCCUCUCAGAGGAUAUUGAGGGCUUCCAAGACUCCAAUCGGAUGCAUGCCGUUAAUGGGUUUCUGUUCUCUAACCUGCCCAGGCUGGACAUGUGCAAGGGUGACAUGGUGGCUUGGCACCUGCUUGGCCUGGGCACAGAGACUGAUGUGCAUGGGGUCACGUUCCAGGGCAACACCGUGCAGCUUCAUGGCAUGAGGAAGGGCGCAGUUAUGCUCUUUCCUCACACCUUUGUCCUGGCUAUCAUGGAGCCCGACAACCUUGGGACAUUUGAGAUUUACUGCCAGGCAGGCAGCCACCGAGAAGCAGGGAUGAAGGCAAUCUACAAUGUCUCCCAGUGCCCUGGCCACCAAGCUACCCAUCACCAACACUACCAAGCUGCAAGAAUCUAUUACAUUAUGGCAGAAGAGGUAGAAUGGGACUAUUGCCCUGACAGGAGCUGGGAACUGGAAUGGCAUAACCAGUCUGAGAUGGACAGUUAUGGUCACAAUUUCCUGAGCAACAUGGAUGGGCUUCUGGGUUCCAGAUACAAGAAAGCUGUAUUCAGGGAAUACACUGAUGGUACAUUCAGGAUCCCUCAGCCAAGGACUGGACCAGAGGAGCACUUGGGAAUUUUGGGCCCACUUAUCAAAGGAGAAGUUGGAGAUAUCCUGACUGUGGUGUUUAAGAAUAAUGCCAGCCGCCCCUACUCUGUGCAUGCCCAUGGAGUGCUAGAAACUAGUAUUGGCUGGCCACUGGCUGCUGAGCCUGGUGAGGUACUCACUUACCAAUGGAACAUCCCAGAGAGAUCUGGUCCUGGGCCCAAUGACUCUGCUUGUGUCUCCUGGAUCUAUUAUUCUGCAGUGGAUCCCAUCAAGGACAUGUAUAGUGGCCUGGUAGGGCCUUUGGUUGUCUGCCGAAAGGGCAUUCUGGAGCCCCAUGGAGGACGAAGUGACAUGGACCGGGAAUUUGCCUUGUUAUUUUUGAUCUUUGAUGAGAACCAGUCUUGGUAUCUUGAGGAAAAUGUGGCGACCCAUGGGCCUCAGGACCAUGUUGACCUACAGGAUGAAACUUUCUUGGAAAGCAAUAAAAUGCAUGCCAUCAAUGGGAAACUCUACGCCAACCUCAAGGGUCUUACCAUGUACCAAGGAGAACGAGUGGCCUGGUAUAUGCUGGCUAUGGGUCAAGAUAUUGACCUACACACUAUCCACUUUCAUGCAGAGAGCUUCCUCUAUCGGAAUGGAGAGAGCUAUCGGGCAGAUGUGAUAGAUUUGUUUCCAGGAACUUUUGAGGUUGUGGAAAUGGUGGCCAGCAAUCCUGGGACAUGGCUGAUGCACUGCCAUGUGACUGACCAUGUCCACGCUGGCAUGGAGACCCUCUUUACUGUUUUGUCCCAAACAGCACACCUAGGUACCAUCACCACCAUCACCAAAGAGAUUGAAAAAGCAAUCUCCAGAGACAUCGGAGAAGGCAGUGUGAGAAUGCUGGGCAUGCAGAUCCCAAUAAAGAAUGUUGAGAUGCUGACUUCAGUUUUGAUUGGCAUGAGUGUCAUCCUUCUGCUCAUUGCUCUGUGUCUUGGUGGUGUGGUUUGGUAUCAAUAUCGGCAGAGAAAACUGCGACGCAAUAGGAGGUCCAUUCUGGAUGACAGCUUCAAGCUUCUGUCUCUCAAGCAGUGAUACCUGGAGCCUGAGGAUAUCCUCAGGAAGCAUAUGUGGAAUGCACUCCCAGCAGGUCAUGGACUAGCAGCUAACCCCACUGUCAAAGGGGCAUGGGUGGUGGAGAGGCAGAGGAGGAAAUCAAACUUAUCUGGGUAUUUCUUCAUUUAUUUAUUUUCAUGGAAAUAGUAUGAUUUCACCUUUUCUUUAGUUUCUUUGCUCCACUUGGGUACCUGGAGCUAGGUGAGUACCAUAGUAUGCUAUAUCACAAAUUUCAGCAACUAUAUUAUAUCAUCUUCUGUUGCUUGGAAGGUCUGGAAAAUUCUAGAAAACAAUCCUUCUCACAAAGUAGAUACCAAGAUUAAAAACUCAUUGAUUAGCUUUCCAUUGCUUUUCAGGACCCAGACAAGUUCACUUUGAGCUGAAGCCACAUGAGCUGUGACAAUAAUCCACAUCUAAACUAAGGGCUAAGAGGAUAGGCAUGAUGAGGUAGAGUGGGAAUUACUAAUCCAAAUUGAAUUUUGAUUCUUCUUGGCAGUGAACUGUUUCGGACAAGUGGUAGAUGGGUUGUUGCUGAUAUGACAGUCUACAAUAUCUGGAGCCAGAAACUCCUCAGAAAACUAGUCUUCCGUUUCUAUACCGUGGCCCUGAAGGGAAUGUUGAAUGGCUUCUCCGUGAUCUAGGCAGAAAAUCCUGUCUAUUAAAGUACUUUUUAGAACACUGAAA
Messenger RNA from Carlito syrichta (Philippine tarsier), 4510 nucleotides. It is a transcript of the gene HEPH, whose product is annotated as hephaestin. Gene Ontology annotation, cellular component: plasma membrane. The transcript is spliced from 21 exons. The record is from RefSeq and is a predicted model, not a curated record. Gene Ontology annotation, biological process: iron ion transport. Lineage: Eukaryota; Metazoa; Chordata; Mammalia; Primates; Tarsiidae. The coding region runs from base 176 to 3805 and encodes 1209 amino acids. Gene Ontology annotation, molecular function: copper ion binding; oxidoreductase activity.